AUGGGGUCCAAAUUCGAUGUGACUCCGGAAAAGCAGGCCAGCCUGCCUCGCUUCUUCUACAACCAGAUUACCGUGAAACCCGCCCCGGUCAAGGGAGUCAGCCUGGAGGGCAAGACCGCCCUGGUGACCGGAUCCAACAUCGGCGUCGGCCUGGAGACCAGUCGCCAGCUCCUCGACCUGGGACUCAGCAAGCUCAUUCUCGCUGUGCGCAGUGACGAGAAAGGCCAGGCGGCUAAAAAGGAUCUAGCCGCUGGCCGGGAUCUCUCCGACGAUAGCAUCGAGGUCUGGAAGCUUGACCAGUCCGACUAUGACUCUGUCGUCGCCUUUGCGGAGCGCACCAAGAGCCUCCCCCGACUAGACAUUGUCGUCCUGAAUAUCGGCAUUGCCAACGCCACGCGCGUCUUCAACGCCAAGACAGGCCAUGAUGAGAUGAUCCAGGUGAACUACCUCUCCACCGCCCUGCUGGCAAUCCUCCUGCUCCCUGUCGUCAAGGAAAAACGCGCUGCCCAAGGAGGUCCGAGCCGCAUUACGAUCGUCUCAUCAGAGGUCGCCGCAUGGACUCCCUUCAAGGAGAAGAAAAGCUUCCCGCUGCUGGCAGCGCUCGACCAGAAGAAGACCAAGGUUGACCCCCUCGAUCGCAUGAUGGUCUCUAAGCUUCUAGGGCAGUUUUUCCUGGCACAUCUGGCCUCGGUUGUCCCGCCUUCCGUUGCCAUCAUCAAUGCCACCUCGCCGGGCUCUGUCUUCGAUUCCGAAUUCAACCGUGAGCACGAUAAGACUUUCGCCGGAGCUAUCGCCAAGAUCGUAAUGCGCCGCAUGGCCAACACUGCUGCUGUUGGAGCCCGAAUGGUCACCGAUGCAGCUGUCAACCAUGGCGAGGAGACCCAUGGCGAGUUCCUGUCCUUCCAGAAAUUGGUGCCUUUGGCACCGAUUAUCUACAGCGAAGAGGGGAAGAAGAUCUCAGAGCAGCUCUGGAAAGAGACCAGCGAAGAGCUCGCCUUUGCGAAUGUGGAUGAGAUUCUCAAGACUAUUUCAGAAUAA
Molecule: messenger RNA, 1038 nt
Organism: Penicillium roqueforti
Lineage: Eukaryota; Fungi; Ascomycota; Eurotiomycetes; Eurotiales; Aspergillaceae
Exons: 2
Coding region: 1-1038 (345 amino acids)
Source: RefSeq, a predicted model, not a curated record